UUCAGAUGGUAUUUCGGUUAUACAUAGUUGUCUUUUGUUGGCUCGUCAUCUAUACUGCAAACGCAAAAGAUCAGUCAGAGAUUUUGUCUCCAGAUUUUGAUGAAGUAAUAAUUGAGAAAUCUAAUUCAUUAAAUCCAAAAGGAGGCUCAAAGUAUGAAAAAAAGAAAGAAAAUUUCAAAGAAAGUGUUAAAAAUGCUAAAGAAAAAGUAAAAGAGAUUGGCAAUAAUGAAAAAUUUGCAGAAAUCAUAGAAGGUAUAAGUGGUGUUGGAGAUGGUUUAACUCAGCUUGUUGGUGGCAUAAGUAGUGGAAGUUGGCAAGAUAUGCUUCUUGGUGGCCUCAGUAUUGUAGGAACAUUGGCUAGUUUAGCAGGUCCAAUGGGAGCUGCACUUUCAACUGUAUUAAGUCUUGUUUCAAUGGUUUUUGGACUAUUUGGGGGAUCUCAAGAAGCAGAAGAAAGUCAAGAAGGAAUGUUAAAACGAGUAAUUGAUGACGCCCUGACUCGUGCUCGUGCAGAUGAAUUAAGAGCAGAAGCAGAGGGUUUGAAGAAGGCAAUUAACUCCAUUCGAAAUUCAGUCAAUCAAUUUCGAGAAGAAAAUUCUAUUACAGAAAAUCAAGCCACUGAACUUUAUAAUCAGGGUUUUCGGGGUCUAACUUUUUUCGGACUACUUAAGUUUCAAAUCAAUAAAUAUUGUGAUUGUGCUGUUGAAAAGUCAGAGGAUGGCGAAGAAGUUAAAAAAGCAAAAGAAAAUUCUGAUCGAUGUUUAGAAUUUCUUAAUCUUUAUGCUGAUUUGUCAAUACUUCGACAACUGUUAAUAGCAGAUAUGGCAAGUCUUGUUGGUUCAGUUGGAUUGAAUGCUACAGCUAUAAAUCUGUUAUCGCUUACAGAAAAAGAAAAGAUAUCAGAUAAAGAAAUAUUACUUUUUUUGUUGGACCCAAUCAAUAAUAAAAAUCAAAGAUUUUGUAUUGCUCAGUAUUUUGGGGUACCUGGUAAAUACCUAACUCUCCAAGCGUAUCUGGCUAGCUUGACUGAAACAUCUAUCGGUGAAAUUGCUACAAAACAUGUUGUUAUUUGUUCUAAAGAACAAUUACUGGGUGUAUGUCACAAACUUGAAGUAAAGAAUUAUGACUAUGGAAAUCUAAGCGGAUGGGGUGGUCACAUCAAGUCUAUUUAUGUCUCAGAUGGUCUGUUUGUAUAUGGCUAUAGUCAUGAUAAGCAAAAAGGUGUUUCAUAUGGGGCGUUUGUAGGACCAACUGUAAUUGGACUUAUACCUGGUAAUUGGUAUUCUGUAAAAGUUGAUCUAAUCUUAAAAAAAGUGAAGCGUGUUAGAGUUUGCGAAAAAGAAAAACUGAGUCAGGAUGGAAGAUGUGAUGAUCUUUCUAUAAAAGAAUAUCCUGAUUUGAAGAUAGUCAGUGGAACUGGUAAAAAUAUAUUGACUGUGAACAGAAAAAAGUGUGUAUUUCCUUUUUAUUAUAAUAAUAAAGAAUAUGAUAAAUGUGUAAAGUUCAGAAAUACAUAUCAGUGUGCAACAACUGUGGUAGAUAAGAUAUCAUCUGGUUAUGAAGAUUGUGAUUUUCCACAAACAUGGUCAGAGAAAAUUGUUUCUUUAUCAAUCCCUGAAAAUGUUCAAGUUAUGCUUUAUGCAGAAGAAGAUUUUAAAGGAAAAAUGUUUGGUCCAUUUAUUGGCGCUAACACCAUCGAUAAAGUAUGUGAGGACGCUAAGACAAAAUCCAUGAAAGUAUCUGAGACCAACUUGAAAUCUUCUGAGAUGGUAAAGAUUUGUCGUGGUGCAUCGUUUUCUGAGAUGUGUGAUUAUAUUAACACAGGAAAUUACAGAAAACUCGUGAUUCAUGGAUGUGAUUGGAGCAAAAAUGAAACUAAAAUUAAAAGUAUGCAUGUUCCUGGUGGACUUGUUGUAUAUAUGUGGCUUAAAGAAAACUUAAGUGGACAAGAGGUAGGACCUUACACGGGACCAAUUUCUGUACCCGUCGUUGAUGGUGGUGAGCCAGAAAGUAACUAUCGAAUUAUGUCUUUAAAAAUUGUGAAAAAAAAACCUGUUGCUUUUAAUUCCGUAAAAAGAAAAUUUUCUGAUAGAAAUCUAAAAAUCAUACACAUACGCUGAAUUAAUAAGAUCGUUAAUCAUUAACAACAAAUCGAACGAAAACAUUGGAUAUGACAAAUGAUGAAUCAGCAAAAAAAUGAUCGAUUGUAAACUUAUUUUAUUAUUUAAUAAGUUUCAAU
This is a messenger RNA of Hydra vulgaris (swiftwater hydra), 2239 nucleotides long. RefSeq lists its product as uncharacterized. The record is from RefSeq and is a predicted model, not a curated record. NCBI's taxonomy places the organism in Eukaryota, Metazoa, Cnidaria, Hydrozoa, Anthoathecata, Hydridae. Gene Ontology annotation, molecular function: toxin activity.